Ciona intestinalis (vase tunicate) is the source of this 2934-nucleotide messenger RNA. The record is from RefSeq and is a predicted model, not a curated record. NCBI's taxonomy places the organism in Eukaryota, Metazoa, Chordata, Ascidiacea, Phlebobranchia, Cionidae.
AUUCUUAAUUGUUUCAAUCUUCAAUUACGUGGUUUAAUAAUCUUUUUAGAUUAAAAUAUACUCUCGGCUGAACUACUCGCUAAUACGGUUAAGCGGUCGUGUUAUAAUUACCCGACAGCUGCGAGGAAAUCAAGUAUCUACGCAACUAUAGCCUUUGUAUCUAAUUGGCAAUUCGUUUAUAACACAAGAGGACAAGUUCCAAGGCGUGAAAAGAUACGAAACUCUAACACAAGGAAAAAGACAAAACAAUAACGCGGGAAAAGGGUAGAAACUAUACGGAAGAUUAGAUACGAAACCCUAACACAGGGAAAGAAAACGAAACUAUAAGGCGAGGAAGAAGACAAUCUAGGCAACAUGCACGACGCACAAGAUGUUGGCACAGAUUCUGCAGUUACUUUGGUUCGUAUGGAAGAACAUGUAGACGAAAAACCUGGUGAAAGCGAUUCGACAUCGUCGUCGGAAACAAUUGACGGCCAGCCACAACGAGAAGGGUGGGACAACAAAAUCCAGUACAUACUUGCCCAGAUCGGCUUCGCUGUGGGUUUGGGAAACGUAUGGCGAUUCCCGUAUCUAUGCCAGAAGAACGGCGGGGGUGCUUUCCUUAUACCUUACUUCAUAAUGCUGAUGUUGGAGGGAAUCCCUCUGUUUUAUAUGGAGAUUGCUAUUGGUCAACGAUUGAGGCGUGGCAGCGUGGGGGUGUGGAAUCAUAUACAUCGAUAUUUGGGGGGCGUGGGAAUCGCUAGUAUGGUGGUUUGUUUUUUAAUCGCCCUCUACUACAAUAUGAUUAUAUCAUGGGCGUUUUUCUAUUUCUUUAACUCCUUUCAAAGUCCAUUGCCGUGGAAAAGUUGUCCGGUAAUGCCGAAUAUGACGAUCAACAACCAUUCAGUUGAGGUUGCUGAAUGCGCAGAGACGAGUCCUACGUCAUAUUUCUGGUAUCGCAACGCGCUUGAUAUUUCCCCCUCAAUAAACGAACCAGGAUCACCGGUUUGGAGAAUGUGUUUGUCAUUAGUUGUGGCUUGGCUUAUCGUGUUUAUCGGGAUGUUUAAAGGAAUCAAAUCUUCUGGGAAGGUGGUUUACUUCAGCGCUACAUUCCCAUACAUCGUUCUUGUCAUUUUCUUCUUUCGAGGAAUUACUUUGCCGGGUUCAAUGGACGGAGUGGCUUAUAUGUUCACGCCUGAUAUGUCUCGUCUCGCUGACGCCACCGUGUGGCGAGAUGCUGCGACACAAAUCUUCUUUUCUCUGGGACUUGGCUUCGGUGGGGUGAUCGCAUAUUCCUCAUACAACGACUUAAAGAAUAAUUGCAGAAAAGAUGCGUUGACAGUGGCCAGUAUAAACUGCGCGACAAGUAUCUUCGCAUCGUUGGUCAUAUUCAGUAUACUCGGCUUCAAGGCACACCAUAGAUCUGAGCAGUGCAUGGAUCACAACAUUAUCAAAAUCCACGCAUUCUUCAACGAGUAUAAUCCGGACCACAACAUGAAUGACGUGGCAGUUCAGAUGGAUCGCAAAAACUACAUCCAUUUGCUUGAUGUGAUGAACGAGACUUUCUACAGCGACAACGAAACAGCGCCAGAAAUCCUAAAACACUGGCUGUCAAUCAACGUCAGCACUUGCACAAUCAAGGACGAACUGCAAGAGGCCGUUUCCGGACCCGGGCUCGCUUUUAUCGCGUUCACAGAAGCGAUGAUUAAUAUGCCGGGAGGUCCUUUCUGGAGUGUCAUGUUUUUCUGCAUGUUGAUUAACCUCGGGUUGGGUUCAAUGUUCGGGACAUUAGAAGGUAUAAUCACACCGCUUCGAGAUCUUGGGCUCAGAAUACCUAAAGAGGCGAUUGUCGCAAUACUGUGUUUGAUAUCCCUCGCCAUUGGAAUGAUUUUCACUCUACGUUCUGGCAUGUAUAUCUUGGAUAUAUUCGACACGUACGCUGGAACUCUCCCAUUGCUCAUGAUCGCAUUCUUCGAAACUAUUGGAGUUGCUUGGAUAUACGGUUUCUCAAGAUUUUCCGAUGACCUUAAACUGAUGUUGGGAGAUGAUGGACCUGGUUUGUUUUGGAGAGCGACGUGGUGCGUCAUCUCUCCUCUGUGCAUGUUGACGUUGUUUGUAAGCUCCAUCGUCACUCUUGCCAUCAAAACCCCACAAUAUGAAGUUUACGUUCUUGGAGGAGAGAAAACGAAGAUGAAGGUCGAUUACCCUGGUUGGGCCAUCGGGUUUAUAAUUUGUUUAAUCUUCUGCAGCAUCAUCUGGAUUCCUAUCAUAGCUUUCCUGAGGUGGAGAGGUUACCUCAGUUACACAAGCGUUGACUCCGCGUCAAAGAAGGGACCGACGAAUUCUUACGUAGCGUAACGUGACGUCAUUAACGUGUGACGUAACCAUCAGGUACCCGUCCAUGGCCCCGGUUCGAAUCGACGGGCGAACCGAAAUCAAGGUCAAAUUUCGGUUGGUUUUGAAACCUGGACAAAAAAACUUUGUGCAUAAAAUUAUCUGUUUUCGUGGCCCGUAAUUCGCCACAAAGAACAAGUAUAUUCAAAGGGGUAAUAUUUUUAGAAAAUAACAGCCUGCAAAAUCAUUUUCCAAAGUAUUUAGACGUUAUACGCGUCGGAUAGUAGAGUGGGGAAGACGGGACACCUUUUCAUACUAUUCUCGUCCAAUUUGGUAGUAAACAAACAACAUUCAAAGAAUUAUAAAACCGUAUCCUCAUGACUCCCAUAGACCGCUGUUAAAAUUGUUCAAAACACGAUCAGGAUAUUUGGAUAUUAUAUGCUAAAUGUGAACCAUCUUACCCCACAGUACUGUAUUACCUUUCAUGCUGCGUUUUAAAAUCUCUUUGUUUUUUUUAUUGUUUCCUAGGUGAUAUAGUCACUAUUAUGCUGUCAUUUAGAAGUUGAAAUUCUGCUUUUGUUUCGAAUUUGUGACCUCACUGCUUAUGGCAUGAAUCAGUAG